Molecule: messenger RNA, 1185 nt
Organism: Drosophila kikkawai
Lineage: Eukaryota; Metazoa; Arthropoda; Insecta; Diptera; Drosophilidae
Source: RefSeq, a predicted model, not a curated record
AUGCAAUAUGAAGCCAUCGAAACGGCAAGCGAUAUAAUAGAGGAGCUCAGUGAAGAGGACACCAAUAAGGACAUCGCAAGGGAACUAAAAAAUCAUUUCAACGAAACUUAUGGCCCGUAUUGGCAGUGCAUCGUGGGAGGAGCAUUCGAAUCGUCGGUAAAAUCCCAGCCAGAAACAAACGAGGAAGAGUCAGAGGAGCCGCCUGAAGUAAGUCCGAAGAUUGAAGAAGAAGAUUUGAACAAUCUAACUAUUCCGGCAACUUAUACUGAUCUAGAAUCAGAAGAUUCAGACAUUUCAGGCGACUCAGAGGAAAACAAACUAAAUAACACAAUAACCAUGGCCGAUGAAUCAAUUGCCCAAAGGGCAUAUAUCAAAGAAAUCUCUAGUGCCAUCCCAGAAUUCAAUGGCCAGAAGUUACAUCUACAAAGAUUCGUAACAGCGUUGAAGUUAGUCAAUCUAACAAAAGGGACAUUUGAGCACAUCGCCGUUGAGGUUAUUAAGUCCAAAAUUGUGGGAUCCACUCUAUAUAAAGUUCAAGACGAGACCACAAUAAAUGCAAUAAUCAAAAAAUUGCAGGACACAGUAGUCGGUGAAACAUCCGACGUAUUAAAGGCUAAAAUGGCCAAAACAAUACAGAAAGGCAAAACUGCCGAAAAAUUUACGACCGAAAUAGACAACUUACGAAAGCUCUUAGAAGCUUCGUAUAUUGAUGAGGGGCUCUCGGCCGAACACGCUGAUAAAUUCAGCACAAAGGAAGCCAUCACCACAAUGGUCAAAAAUUGUGAGCAUGGCCGACUCAAGACGAUACUGGAAGCUGGCAACUUCACAACAAUGAAUGAAGCCGUCACUAAGUACCUACAAAGUAGUACUGAAAUGACGGGUAAUGCCAAUACAAUAUUGUACGCGCAAAGAGGUAACAACUAUCGCGGUAAUAAUUACAGAAAUAAUUAUCGCGGUAGAGGUAAUAGCCGAGGUAACUACCGAAACAAUGGCUAUAACCGGAAUUACCAGAAUAACGGUUACAACCGAAACAAUUAUAAUAAUAAUAACAAUAAUUAUAGAGGAAACAACCGGAGCGGAAACCACCGCGGUGGAAAUAGCAACUGGUCGAACUCAAAUAAUCGAACCAAUGUCCGAUUGGCCCAAACCAAUUCGGAAAACCAAGAACACCCUUCAGUUAUUUAG